UAAUCGUAACAAACCGGAUACGAACCGGCUGGUAGCUUCCUGGUGCGCGCGCUCAACCACGUGUUGUUAAAAUCCUAAAAAUAAAAAUGGCUGAUGUAGAAGUAAAAAAGAAGAAAAGAAAGAGCAUCAGUGAAGCUGACGUUGCAGAUAUCCAACAGUCAGAACAUUUUUUACUGAAGCCUUCAGAGAAAGUAGAAAAAUUAAAUACAUCACAAUGGCCCUUACUAUUAAAGAAUUUUGAUAAAUUAAAUGUGUUAACAAAUCAUUUUGUUCCCAUUCCAUCAGGCAGUUCACCAUUAAAAAGACCCAUUGAAGAAUAUGUUAAAUCAGGAUUCAUUAAUUUAGAUAAACCUGCCAAUCCUUCGUCACAUGAAGUUGUUGCUUGGGUCAAACGCAUAUUAAAAGUAGAAAAAACUGGUCACAGUGGUACACUUGACCCUAAGGUCACAGGAUGUCUCAUAGUCUGUAUAGAACGAGCUACACGAUUGGUCAAAUCGCAACAAAGUGCAGGGAAAGAAUAUGUUUGUAUUUUUCACUUACAUAGCCUUGUAGAAGAUGAACAGAAAGUAGCAAAGAAUAUAGAAAUGUUAACAGGUGCUUUAUUUCAACGCCCACCUUUAAUAUCUGCUGUAAAAAGACAACUUCGAGUUCGAACUGUUUAUGAAUCUAAACUAUUGGAAUAUGAUAAAGAUAAAGGAAUGGGUAUAUUCUGGGUGAGCUGUGAGGCAGGCACGUACAUCCGAACCAUGUGUGUUCAUCUAGGCCUUUUCUUAGGGGUUGGAGGUCAGAUGCAAGAACUAAGACGAGUUCGCUCUGGUAUUAAUAAUGAAAAGGAAGGACUAGUUACGAUGCAUGAUGUGAUGGAUGCUCAGUGGUUGUACGAGAAUCAUAAAGAUGAAGCUUAUCUUCGUCGUGCAAUAAAACCUCUAGAAGCUCUGCUCACUGCUCAUAAACGUAUUAUCAUGAAAGACACAGCAGUAAAUGCAUUAUGUUAUGGUGCCAAGAUUAUGUUACCAGGUGUAUUGAGAUAUGAAGAUGGUAUAGAAGUAGGUCAAGAAAUCGUCAUAGUAACAACAAAAGGAGAGGCUGUAGCAUUAGCUAUUGCAUUAAUGACUACAGCUGUAAUGUCAACAUGUGAUCAUGGAGUAGUGGCCAAGUUAAAACGUGUUAUAAUGGAACGGGAUACAUAUCCUAGAAAAUGGGGUCUGGGCCCUAAGGCUAGUAUUAAGAAGAAGAUGAUUAAGACUGGUUUAUUAGAUAAAUUUGGUAAACCAACAGAAAAAACACCGAAAAACUGGACAGAAUCCUAUCAAGAUUACAAUGUUGAAAAAGUGAAAGCAGAACCAACAACUCCAGCAAAAUCAGAGCCAUCAGGUUUCCAAAUAAAGAGAAAGCAUCAAUCAUCAAGUAACGAUAGUUCAUCAGAAGAGGCCAAACCUGUUGCUAAAAAGGAAAAGAAGAAGAAGAAAAAGAAGACAAAAGAAGAUGAAUCUGAAGAAGAGCCUGUUUCAGAAAAAAAGAAAAAGAAAAAACACAAGGAAAAUGGAGAGAGUCCUGAAAAGAAAAAAAAGAAGAAAAAGAAGGAAGUAGCAUCAAGUGAUUCAGAUUGAUUUCAAUCAUCUUGUUAAGUUGUUGAUUUCAUUCAUUCUUCAUUCAUUCGUCAUCUCACUGUUUUUAAAGAAUAGAAACAUUUUAUAUUGAAUGACAGAAUGGUGUUUACAGUGCUAGAGACAAAAUAUAUGGAUAAUGCACAAUAAGUGUUCAAUAUAUUAGACUCAAUGAAUGAAAAAUGAUGUGGGGCCAUUCACUGUUUGUAAAGUGAUGAGGGCAACACAGUAGAGAUUGCAUUUGAAAUGUUGGAAAAUCAUCCUUCAUUAUAUAAAACAACUUCUUACCAUAUCAGUUAUUAUGGUAAAGAUAUAAAUAUAUAAACCUUUUCGUUACUGGUUACUAUGGGUCACCAGGUACCAGAUUUUGUUUUUAGAUAAAGGCACAGAUUAUAAAUAAACCAUACUUGUUUUUAAAAUGAUUAUCUUGUUAAGAAGAUUACAUCUUAUAUACAUGCCUUUAAGUUAAGUAUAACAUUUCUGGUGUGAAAAAAAAGGUCAUAUCUAUUAAUAAACUUAACAAAAUUCUAUGGAAUACAAUUACUUUUUAUUACUGAGUAAUAAUUCGAUUAAGUUUCUCCAGUCUUUUUCAAGCAGGAGCCAUGGUGGCUCAGUUAGUAGGACAUUGGCUCAUUAAACUGGAGGUCCCGUGUUUAAUCCCUGUGUUGGCCGAGAAAGUUCAUUUAGAUUUUCCAGCGUGAUGCAGGGCGCAGGGUCUGGCUGGGGACAAGAUAUAGUCAUUUGCCGUGCACAUUAAGGAACCUUUGACUGUUGGAAUUCGAUAUAAGAGUAGGCUGUGGUUGCACUGUCCGGGGUGGAAUUACUCUCGUAGCACACUGUAUGUAUGGUGUAUGCCAGUCUUCAUUAUCUCGGGCGCGGAACAGUAGGACGUUAAACCACAUUUCAUUUCAUUUAUUAUUCAAGUAUUGUUUAAUAAAGAGUAGAGACAUCUAGCAUAAGAGUUGCUCAGUAAUAAACAGUAAUUUUAUUCCAUAGAGAAUUGUCACCUGGUUUUUUUUUUAAGAUUGAAACAAUUCAUAUCUGUGAAAGAAGAACUCGGUUUUGAUACAUGUACAGUAAAUCUAUCUACCAUACUUUCUGGUAGUGUUGCUAUUAUAGUUGGUAUCGUAUUGAAUACCAAUUAACAAUGUAGAAUCUUGAAAUAAAAUUUUAUUUCGAAUUGUUUGUCUUUGAUAUAAUCAAAUUAUAUAUAAAAAAAAACAAUAACUUUCUAA
Patella vulgata (common limpet) is the source of this 2842-nucleotide messenger RNA. RefSeq names its product H/ACA ribonucleoprotein complex subunit DKC1. Bases 87 to 1610 code for a protein of 507 amino acids. The record is from RefSeq and is a predicted model, not a curated record. Gene Ontology annotation, cellular component: box H/ACA snoRNP complex. Lineage: Eukaryota; Metazoa; Mollusca; Gastropoda; Patellidae. Gene Ontology annotation, biological process: box H/ACA sno(s)RNA 3'-end processing; rRNA pseudouridine synthesis; snRNA pseudouridine synthesis. The transcript has 14 exons. Gene Ontology annotation, molecular function: pseudouridine synthase activity; RNA binding.